ACCGCAGAAAGUCGAAACGAAGAGGAUGACGAGGAACCAGGAGAGGAGACAUUUGAAGAUGCUGACGAAGAUGAAGACUCUACGGAGAGCCCGGCUGAGGAGGAAAGCACAACGGAAAAGAAUGGGGAAGAUUCAACGGAAAAUCCGUCCGGGAAAGCUUCUGAAGCGCCAAAAGAGAUACCCAAGGAAAAAGCUACGAAAAGUGCAAAAGAUGCUCAUUGCCCUUCUCAAGACGAGAUGACAGAUGAAGUUAGACAAAUGUUCCUUGACAAACACAACAAAUUCCGCUCCAUUGUUGCGAAAGGAGAAGCUAAAGACGCGAUCGGAGGAAAUGCCCCAAAAGCUGCAAAACUGCCCAAACUAACCUACGAUUGCGAUGUUGAGUCAAAAGCGAUGGAAUGGAUAAAAAAGUGUGAGUACGAAUCCUCUCAUUUGAACAAGUCGCUGGAUCUAGGCGAAAACUUAUUCAUGACAACAAGGACUAAUGACAAGGUGGUCGCUGCGGAUCAGGUAAAGCAACAAUAUGGAUGUAUCGUUCGGCAAGCGAACAACAAUUAUAUUCAGAGUACCAACAGCUGGUUUAGCUCAUUGGCAAUCGCCGGUGUAGGAAAGGAA
This is a messenger RNA of Haemonchus placei, 615 nucleotides long. NCBI's taxonomy places the organism in Eukaryota, Metazoa, Nematoda, Chromadorea, Rhabditida, Trichostrongylidae. The record is from the annotation of a GenBank genome assembly.